AAUCGUUUUUUUACUCUUUACAAAUGAGGAUGAUUAUAUAUUAGAAUGUGGUGUGUAGUUUGGGCUAGACUGUGUUGUGUAUUUAGAUUCUGUAACCAGUUGUUUAGAGGUGUAAUUCGCGGGUGAAGCAUUUACAGAGAUGCAAUUCAAAUGGAGGACUUAGUGCUUCGAGAACAGCUCGCGCGUCGUCAGUUGUUAAUCGUGUGUUAAUUGUCUUACAUACAUAAAUAAGGGGGGUUUAGAGGGUGGUUUAACCAGCAUUUAGGCGGUGUUCGUGAGGACUGGCUGGAUAUUUAGUGUACUGUAUAUGGGUGAGGUAUUACGAGAUUAAGAACAGCGGGGUUCGAACGUUGAACGUGAGCGAAGCACUUUUUGAGUGGAACAACUCACAGCUACACCCCCCUUACCCACAUCUCUCUUGGUGGACCAAGCCGCAGCUACCCCCCACAGCUCUCCUGGUGAGCCAAGCCACAGCUACCCCCCCACAGCACUCAUGGAGGACCAGCCCACAGAUGCCCCCAUAGCUCCCAUGGAGGACCAGCCCACAGAUGCCCCCAUAGCUCUCAUGGAGGACCAGCCCACAGCUGCCCCCACAUCACUCGUGGAGGAGCAGCCUACAGCUAUCCCCCACACCUCUCGGGAAGAAGCAACCAGUAGCUAUGCACCUCACCUCCCUUGGGGGUCCAAUCCAUGGGUGCCAACCACAUCUCUCCUGGAGGGCCAACCUACAGCUAUCCCCCACAUCUAUCCUGGAGGACCAACCCACAGUUAUGCACCUCAUCUCUCUUGGCGGACGAGCCCACAGAUGCCCGCCUCAUCCAUCAUGGGGGUCGAACCCACAGUUACUCAGGUCUCGUCUGGUGGAUUCGCUCACAACUCCCCGCAGUUCUUCUGGGGGAGCAGCCCUCGGCUCUCCUCCGGAUCUUUGUUUGGAGACCAGCUCAUAGUUACCCCUCACAUCUCUCCAGUGGGGUCAGCCCACAGCCACCUUCCAGACCUCUCCGGGGACAUAGACAUGUAUUUUCUCACACCAUCUCCCCAGAUGGAGCAGCCCACAGCUGCCCCACAUGUUUCUCCUGAAGGUCUAGCCCAUAGGUAUCCUCCGAAUGUCUUCUGGAAAGUCGACCAACAGCUCCCUAGUACAUCUCUAGUUGGGGGCCAACCCACAACUACCCACCACAGCUAUGAUGGGAAAGCAGCCCACAGCCUUCCCCAGUAUCAGUCAUGGGGACCCACCACACAGCUGCCCACCACAUCUCUCAUGGAGGACCAACCCACAGCUGCCCACCACAGCUAUGCUGGAGAAGCAGCCCACAGCCUUCCCCAACAUCAACCCUGGGGACCCAUCACACAGCUGUCUACCACACAGCUGUCCACCACACAGUUGUCCGCCACACAGUUUUCCACUACACAACUGCCCACUACACAGCUGCCCACCACAUCUAUGGUGGAGGACCAACCCACAGGUGGCCCCUACAUCUAUGCUGGAGGACCAACCCAUCCCCAACAUCAGUCAUGGGAACCCACCACACAGCUGCCCACCACAUCUCUCCCGGCGGAUCAACCCACAACUUUCCGGCCCUUAUUUCCUGGGGAACUAAUCCAUAGCUCCCAAUCGCAUCUCUCCUUGGUACAGGCACAGACCACAUACGUGCUGUGGAACCAACCCACAGCGACCCACCACGUCUCUCCCGAAGACCCAACCCAAAGCAACCCACCAAAUUACUCCUGGCCAACGAACCCACAGCAACCCACCACGUCGUUUACGAAUGAGGAACCGACAGCUACUCAACACAUCAGUCUUGGAACACCAAACCACAGCUAUUCACCACAUAAUUUUUGGAUGACGAACCCACAUCAGCCCGCCACAUCACUCAUGGGAAACCUGCCCAUAGCUACCCCCAACAUUUCCCCUGAAGAAUCUGCUCACAGCUACCCACCACAGCAAUUUUGGAACGUCUUCCCACAGCUGUCAAACACAUCUCCCAUGCAGGACGCGCCGUCAACCUCCCACAACCUGUCUCCCGGAAGUCUGGCCCACAAUUACCCGCAAGACUCCUCCUGGGAGAUGAGACAAACGCCCCUGCAGCAUCCAGCACUCGGCUAUCUUCAAGCUCCCGGGUUUCAUCCAGAGGGUACUGUCACCAAUCCUGGAGAUCUUCCUUCAACUGCUGGAUCUCACCCGGAUUCCCCAGCCUCCAGCUCUCGAGGAACUGGUUCCACUCUUCAACUUCGUGCAGAGGCUCCUGUCUUCAUUCCUCGAGGUUCUGCUUCAACUGCUGAAUCUCUUCCAGAGCCUCUAGAUCUCAGCUCUCGAGGCCCUGCUUUAACUUCUACAUCUUCUUUGGAUGUUCAGAUCUUAGAGUCUCAAGGUCCUGCUUCAAUUCCAGUAUCUCGAUCGUACGCUCAAGUCUUAGACCCUCGAGGUCCUGCUUCGACGGAUGGGUCUCAUUCAAGUGCUCCGGUCUCCAAACCUCGAGGUCCUGCUUCGACGGAUGGGUCUCAUUCAAGUGCUCCGGUCUCCAAACCUCGAGGUCCUGCUUCGACGGAUGGGUCUCAUUCAAGUGCUCCGGUCUCCAAACCUCGAGGUCCUGCUUCGACGGAUGGGUCUCAUUCAAGUGCUCCGGUCUCCAAACCUCGAGGUCCUGCUUCAACUGCUGGAGCUCAUCUAGAGCCUCUGGUGUUCAGACCUCGAGGUCCUGUUUCAACUUCUGGGUCUCGUCCAGAGCCUCUGGUGUUCAGACCUCUACGUCCUCCUUCAACUGCAGAGUCUCGUUCAGAGGCUCUGGUCUUCAGACCUCUACGUCCUCCUUCAACUGCUGAGUCUUGUCGAGAACCACUGGUCUUCAGACCUCUACGUCCUCCUUCAACUGCCGAGUCUCGUCCAGAGGCUCCGGUCUUCAGACCUCGAGGUCCUUCUUCAACUCGUGGGUCUCGACAAGAAGCUCCACCAGCCUCCAGAUCUCUAGGUUCUGCUCCAGCAGCCUUCAGUUCUCUAGGUUCUGCUCCACCAGCCUCCAGAUCUCUAGGUUCUGCUCCACCAGCCUCCAGAUCUCUAGGUUCUGCUCCACCAGCCUCCAGAUCUCUAGGUUCUGCUCCAGCAGCCUUCAGAUCUCUAGAUUCUGCUCCACCAGCCUCCAGAUCUCUAGGUUCUGCUCCACCAGCCUCCAGAUCUCUAGGUUCUGCUCCAGCAGCCUUCAGUUCUCUAGGUUCUGCUCCACCAGCCUCCAGAUCUCUAGGUUCUGCUCCACCAGCCUCCAGAUCUCUAGGUUCUGCUCCAGCAGCCUUCAGUUCUCUAGGUUCUGCUCCACCAGCCUCCAGAUCUCUAGGUUCUGCUCCACCAGCCUCCAGAUCUCUAGGUUCUGCUCCACCAGCCUCCAGAUCUCUAGGUUCUGCUCCAGCAGCCUUCAGAUCUCUAGAUUCUGCUCCACCAGCCUCCAGAUCUCUAGGUUCUGCUCCACCAGCCUCCAGAUCUCUAGGUUCUGCUCCAGCAGCCUUCAGAUCUCUAGAUUCUGCUCCACCAGCCUCCAGAUCUCUAGGUUCUGCUCCAGUUCGUGGGUCUCGACAAGAAGCUCCAGCAGCCUCCAGAUCUCGAAGUUCUGCUCCAGUUCGUGGGUUUCGCCGAGGAGCUUCGGGCUUCGGCUCUCGAGGUUCUCCUUCAACUCGUGGAUCCUAAAAGUUGGCCCAACCUUUAUGAAGGGUAUUUUAACUUUCAGUAUCUCGCACACAUCACAAGUUACACACUUUGCAAGGAACUUUUUACCACAGUAUCUCGUCUAAUUCAGUUAGUAUACAGAGUUAGCGUCAGUCCAGUAUUAUUCAGCCCAUCCACUUACUGGUCCUAGUCUAUGUAUCUUGAAAGAUAUUGCCAUUUAUUUAUUUUAGUGUUACCCUUUAACGAUAAUAUUGCUGUCCAUCCAUGCCUUUGUCUGUCGGCUUAACCUGACUGAUUGGAGCUUUAGUCUUCAGCUCCUGGGCCCUCGGGCAAAAACCUUUACAGCAAUAUUUGCUUUUUAGUUUUCGAUAUGACCAAUUUUACACACCGUCCUUGCUUACUAAUUUAUGUUUUAAUUGUGUUUUUUGUGUGUUUUUAGCCAACUAUGUUCAUAUGGCCCUUCCCUCCACCGUAAUAUCAACCAGUAGUCAUCAAGGUAGCUACGUCGGUACGUAAACUACCUCACUGGCAUUAAUUACUCCUUCAGGGUAGUUUGCUGUGACCCUUCCCGUGUAAUAUGUCUUGGUGUUAGUAGAGAUUGUCCUUGGUAUGGCUGUUGGUGUAGACUUGUAUGAUUGUUGGUUUACACGUGUAUGACUGCUAGUGUAGACGUGUAUGGCUGUUGGUUUACACGUGUAGACGUGUAUGGCUGCUGGUGUAGACGUGUAUGGCUGCUGGUGUAGACGUGUAUGGCUGCUGGUGUAGACGUGUAUGGCUGCUGGUGUAGACGUGUAUGGCUGCUGGUGUAGACGUGUAUGGCUGUUGGUGCACACAGUAAAGGAGUUGACACAUCAGAGACGCACAUGAUAAUCCUCCCUUUGUGUAUGUG
Procambarus clarkii (red swamp crayfish) is the source of this 4544-nucleotide messenger RNA. Its product is annotated as mucin-5AC. The record is from RefSeq and is a predicted model, not a curated record. Lineage: Eukaryota; Metazoa; Arthropoda; Malacostraca; Decapoda; Cambaridae.